Molecule: messenger RNA, 3170 nt
Organism: Wyeomyia smithii (pitcher-plant mosquito)
Lineage: Eukaryota; Metazoa; Arthropoda; Insecta; Diptera; Culicidae
Product: zinc finger protein ZFP2-like
Exons: 3
Coding region: 273-2150 (625 amino acids)
Cellular component (GO): nucleus
Source: RefSeq, a predicted model, not a curated record
UUUAGCAAGUUCGAACCGAAAAAAUAUUGACGAAUUUUGUGAAAGUUUUUACUGCUCCAUUCGGGUUAUUCGCGUUGAAAGAGAUUUCGAAGGCUGUUCGCACCUACGUGAACUCUCAUAUGCAAUUGUCAAAAUGUGCGUGAUGACAAAAGCAAAAAUAUUUCCUUCCUUUUUUUUCGCAUGCAAAAACCAAACAAAUAUCAGCAACACCGUCAACGCGAAUUGAGAAGCUAAAAUGAGUGAAAAAUAGAGCAUAUUCACGACACAAUCAAAUGAGUACCUACAGUCUAAAAAUGAUGGGAGAAUUCACUCCAACAACGAAGGUAGAAGAACUUACAAUACCCGGGGCUCUAGCUACGGAACAGAAAAUCUCGCUCGCCAGUAGCGAUAGAUGCUCCGGCACACCGACUGUUACAAACGCCUUGAGGGAAGAUUCAGCUGAUGUAAAACAAGAACCUUUGACGGACAUCACCGAUGAAGUUCAAACUAAGCCAGCUUGUGACAUCGGUGAUCAUCCACCGAAAAAGUACGUUUGUGAAUUUUGCAACAAGGAAUUAACCACAAAAUAUAGCUUGGCGGAUCAUAGAAGAACACACACCGGGGAACGACCUUUUGGGUGUGAUAUCUGCAGUGAAACAUUUAGAACAGUUCAACGUCUGCAAUAUCAUAAGCGUGCUCACACUAAGGACCAAGAGUUCAAGUGUGUCAUAUGCAAGGAACGGUUUUCGCUGAAAUCACAUCUUGUGUCACACAGGAAAAAGCAUAGCUCAGAUUACCCUCAUAAGUGCUCAAUUUGUGAUCAAAGAUAUUCAUGUAAGUGGCGUCUCACAGAACAUAUGCGCGCUCACAGCGAUGAGCGACCCUUCAAAUGCGACAUCUGUAACAAAUCGUACAAGAGAACUAGAGCUUUAAAGCGUCAUAUCUGCGAAAUAAACGAUCCCUCCUCAAACAACUCAGAUGGUUCAAAAAUGCGCCAAACCGGUGUCGAUGAUCAACCACCAAAAAAGUAUGUUUGUGAGUUCUGCAAUAAGGAACUGACCACAAAAUACGGCUUGGACGAUCAUAGAAGAACGCAUACCGGGGAGCGACCUUUUACGUGUGAUAUCUGCAGCAGAACAUUUCGCACAUCAGUACGUUUGCGGUACCACAAGAGUGCUCAUACAGAAGAUCGGAACUUCGAAUGUGAAAUAUGUAAGCGAUGUUUCUCCGUGAAAGCAAAUUUAACGGUCCACAUGAAUAUACACCGCACAGAUUGCCCUCAUAAAUGUCUGAUCUGCGAUAAAACAUACGCUAGUAAUUCUGGUCUCGUAGAACAUAUGCGCGCUCACAGCGAUGCGCGACCCUUCAAAUGCGACAUUUGUGACGCAACGUAUAAGAGACGUACUAAUCUGAAAGACCAUAUGAAGAUCCAUAAGGUUGAUCUCCCUUCAGGCAACACAGACGGGUUGGAACCAAACCAGACUGAUAUAAGCCAAAACAAUGAAUCCGAGAAAUACACCUGCGACAUAUGCGGUGAACAGUACAAACAAAUUAGACGACUUCAACUACAUCUGAAAUUGCAUCAAAGCACUACUGUGACUGCUAAUAUCAAAACUCACAACGCGCAGCGGUACGAGUGUGAGAUUUGUGGAAAAGGAAAUCCGGAUAGAACAUCGCUCAGAGUUCAUAUGCAUUGUCACACUGAAGAACGGCCUUACAGCUGCGACAUUUGUGGUUCAUCAUUCAAGUCAACUAAAGAUUUGAAAGUCCAUAAGAAAAUACACCUCCCAGAGAAACCCUGCGAAUGCGAAAUUUGCGGAAAAAGAUUUCUUUUUCCUACUAAGCUAAGGCAGCACAUGCUUUGCCACACUGAUGAACGGGCUUUCAAAUGCACCAACUGCAGCCUAUCAUUCAAGUCAAAAUAUAACCUGAGCAAUCAUGUUUUGAAUAUCCACAAGCAAAACCAGUCGGAGCGUUCGUACGAGUGCUCGUUUUGCCAUAAACGAUUUACAUCAAAACAAAGCCUGCGGGAACAUCAGGUUUGUCACUCUGAAGAUCGACCUUACAAAUGCGAAAUUUGCGUUUUAACAUACAAGACACAACGUGCUUUACGGGAGCACAAAAAAACACAAAUGCAUCUCAAGCGCAAAUUAAUCACAAAUGAAAAUUGACAAUGAAAUUUCAGGUCGAUUCGUUACUUGCAAAUUAUUAGGGUGAAACCACAUACAUAAGACAUACGUAACACUCAGGAAGAAAUCUUCCAAAAAAGUUGGUACAAAAUAAACUACUCGAAAGUACCAACCUCUGUAAGAAAAACCUCUGUUUGAGUUGGUUUUGAAGGCAGUGUACCUGCGCAGCCCUGCAUUUGUCUCGUUCCUACUCGAAAAAUGCUGCAUUGAUUUUGUAAAUAACUUUUUGACAGUUCCUCAUGGGAUUUUCUUUGGGGCUCGAUAAGGCCGAGAAAAAGAAAAUUCAUUUUGUUCAUUAUUUAUCGAGCAGUUUGACAGGGCGAGGUACGGAGUACUAUGGGGCAACGUGUACCAGAAAAAAACGCCAGUGUUACGUAUGUCUUAUGUAUGUGGUGAAACCACAUACAUAAGACAUACGUAACACUCAGGAAGAAAUCUUCCAAAAAAGUUGGUACAAAAUGAACUACUCAAAAGUAUCAACCUCUGUAAAAAAAUUUCUGAGUUGUUUUUGAAGGCAGUGUUCCUACGCAGCCCUGCAUUUGUCUCGUUCCUACUCGAAAAAUGCUGCAUUGAUUUUGUGAAUAACUUUUUGACAGUUCCUUAUGGGAUUUUCUUUGGGGCUCGAUAAGACCGAGAAAAAGAAAAUUCAUUUGGUUCAUUAUUUAUCGAGCAGUUUGACAGGGCGAGGUACGGAGUACUAUGGGGCAACGUGUACCAGAAAAAAAAAACGCCAGUGUUACGUAUGUCUUAUGUAUGUGAUGAUACCACCACAUACAUAAGACAUACGUAACACUCAGGAAGAAAUCUUCCAAAAAAGUUGGUACAAAAUGAACUACUCGAAAGUACCAACCCCUGUAAAAAAAACCUCUGUUUGAGUUGUUUUUGAAGGCAGUGUACCUGCGCAGCCCUGCAUUUGUCUCGUUCCUACUCGAAAAAUGCUGCAUUGAUUUUAUAAAUAACUUUUUGACAGUUCCUUAUGGAAUUUUCUUUGGGGCUCGAUAA